Messenger RNA from Tarenaya hassleriana, 3059 nucleotides. RefSeq names its product serine/threonine-protein kinase EDR1-like. Gene Ontology annotation, molecular function: ATP binding; protein kinase activity. Gene Ontology annotation, biological process: protein phosphorylation. The record is from RefSeq and is a predicted model, not a curated record. The transcript is spliced from 14 exons. The coding region runs from base 68 to 2707 and encodes 879 amino acids. NCBI's taxonomy places the organism in Eukaryota, Viridiplantae, Streptophyta, Magnoliopsida, Brassicales, Cleomaceae.
GAGGAAAAAAUUCACAGAAAGGAGGCUACACUUUCAGAGAGAGAAAUUGAUUCGUCGUGGGUGAUCCAUGCCGAAGAUGAAGCAUCUUCUCCGGAAGCUGCACAUGGGCAGCGCAAUUGGCGACCAUCACAGGUUGGACGAGCCAAGUCGGCCGGUGAUCGCUCCGAGUCCGAUUCCAACCCCUAGUCCUAUCCCCGCGUCCACUUCGUCGGUUUCUUCCUCUGGUUCGGCAGCAAUGCAGCGACUGACGGAAGCGGAACCACCGGUGACUCGUGAUCGGACGGCCGUGAACGGUGUGGAUUUCAAUAUGAUGGAGGAGGAGUUCCAGGUCCAGUUAGCUAUGGCGAUUAGUGUGUCUAAUCCUGAUUCGCGGGAAAAUGCGGACACGGCUGAGAUCGAUGCUGCUAAGCGGAUUAGUCUCGGGGUUCCGGCUCCGCUCGCCGACUCGGAUUCCGUCGUUGAUUUUCUCUCGCUUCGCUACUGGGGACAUAAGGCUAUCAAUUACGACGAGAAAGUCAAGGAUGGAUUUUACGAUGUCUACGGGAUUACCUCGAAUUCCCUUUCAUUAGGGAGGAUGCCACUAUUGGUGGAUCUUCAAGCGAAAUCAAUUUCAGAACAUGUUGAUUAUGAGGUCAUUUUGGUAAACCGAUUGGUUGACCCUGAAUUACGAGAGCUUGAGAGAAGGGCAUAUGCCGUAUCUUUGGAAUGCCUAGAUUUUGCGCGUGGCCUGGUUUCAAGUGAUUUGAUCCAAAACAUCGCAAGUAUGGUUGUAGAGAAAAUGGGUGGUCCAGUUGAGAAUGCUGAUGAAAUGGUGAGAAGGUGGACACUCACAAGUUAUGAACUGAGGAAUUCUUUGAACAGUAUUAUUCUUCCGCUUGGGAGCCUUGAUGUUGGUCUUGCACGUCACAGGGCUUUGCUUUUCAAGGUGCUUGCUGAUGGGAUUAACCUCCCCUGCAUGCUGGUAAAGGGCAGCUACUAUACUGGAAUUGAUGACGGGGCUGUGAACUUGAUUAAGCUAGGCAAUGGAAGUGAAUACAUUAUCGAUUUGAUGGGUGCUCCAGGUGCUUUAAUUCCUACCGAGGUUCCCAGCAGUUAUCGUCCAAUUUCUUGCCCUGAUUCAAGAGUAUUUUCUGAUUCUCUGAACACAUUGGAAACUUCACGUUCGGUUCUUGACAACGAAACUGGGACUGCAGUAAUUUCGGUUCCCGAAACAAAAUAUCCUGGUUGUGAUGCAGGCACAGAUUUUCACUCUGGUUAUCAUAAAGAUAACAAUGACAAAUAUGCUGUUGAGAAACAUCAAACUGAGAGGUUUGAGCAUGACUUUGGAAAGCUAAUGCAAACACAACAGAGAUCUGGUGAAAAUAUGCCUGUAGUUUCCGGGAAACCAACAUCAGCACAGAAAGUUAAAGUUAAGAAUAUCUCAAAGUAUGUCAUAAGUGCUGCAAAGAACCCUGAAUUUGCACAGAAAUUGCACGCUGUCUUGCUAGAGAGUGGUGCAUCGCCUCCUCCACAUUUGCUUAUGGAUAUCAAUCCAAAAAAUCUGAGGGAACAGAAACAGCAUCAAGAAAGUAGUAGUUGUAUGGUUUCUGAUGUUCACUGCAACCUGGAAAAGAUAGAGGAGCUGGCAAUUGAACAACUGAGAGAAUCUGAAACAGGCCAAAAUUCAGAUCUAUGUACCUCAGCAGCUGAGUCCUACCAAGCAGUGGAGGUUCAUUGCUCAACAAAGAGAAACUUUGAUGUCAAUAAUUUUGGUGAAGUAACUGCCAUUGAAACAAUGGAGACCAAGUCUGCUGCUGGAGAGACUAGUCUAUGCAACAGUCAUGAUCAAGGAAUUAAUCCAUUGCUCGGUGAUGCUGCAAAAUGGGAAAUUCUGUGGGAAGAUCUAAGAAUUGGCGAACGCAUUGGUAUUGGCUCAUACGGAGAGGUUUACCAUGCAGAGUGGAAUGGAACUGAAGUUGCUGUUAAGAAGUUUCUGGACCAAGAUUUCUCUGGUGAUGCAUUGACACAAUUUAAAUCUGAGGUUGAAAUAAUGUUGAGAUUACGGCAUCCAAAUAUUGUUCUUUUCAUGGGAGCAGUUACCCGUUUGCCACAUUUCUCUAUUCUGACAGAGUUUCUACCCAGGGGAAGUUUGUACAGAUUACUCCAUCGCCCUAAUACUCACCUUGCUGAGAAGAGGCGUAUGCGUAUGGCUCUUGAUGUGGCAAAGGGGUUGAAUUACUUGCACACAAGCCAUCCGAUCAUUGUACAUAGAGAUUUGAAAUCUCCAAACCUUCUUGUUGAUAAAAAUUGGGUUGUGAAGGUUUGCGAUUUUGGAUUGUCACGCAUGAAGCACCACACUUUCUUGUCUUCAAAGUCAACCGCAGGAACGCCUGAGUGGAUGGCUCCAGAAGUAUUGAGAAACGAACCCGCAAGCGAGAAAUGCGAUGUGUACAGUUUUGGUGUUAUAUUGUGGGAGCUAGCUACUAGACAUAUCCCGUGGAAAGGUCUGAACCCGAUGCAGGUCGUUGGGGCUGUCGGGUUUCAAAAUCGGCGUCCUGAAAUCCCAGAACACAUUGAUCCAACCACUGCACAGAUCAUACGUGAAUGUUGGCAAACGGAGCCACAUUUGCGGCCUUCAUUCACACAGCUGAUGCACCGGCUGAAGCGGCUGAAGCGGCUGACGAUGGAAACCUCCGGAGAAAGCCCAGGAAGUUCGGUACAACAGUAGUCACCCAAGUUUCUCAUUCUCGGUCCGGUUCAAAGAGCCGACAACUGGGGAAAGCCAACUCCGGGAAGGUUUUUUUUUAAAAAAAAAAAUCAAAAGCAGAAUACCAAUUUCCCCCUCUGUUGUCGAUUUAAGGGUAAGAUAAGUUAGGGAAAAUGAGGGGGUUAAGGGGUGAAAGCUGUUGAGUUCAUUCGAAGUGGGAGCUCAACUUAUACAGAGAAAGCCCUUGUAAACCCUUUUGUAACUAUUGCUCCUACUGUGUAGGCAAUAUUGUUACUACAUGGUAAAAAAAAAGACAAGAAAAGAAGAGGAAUAAAAAGGAAAAGAAGAAAGAGAGAGAGAGAGCUUAAGUUUA